UGUGAUAGGUAGCAAAGCUUAUGGGUGCUCGUAGUAAUAAUCCUACGUGAGCGUUCCGGUAAAUGGAAGAGGCUCUCAGUUGUUGUCCAACUGCCGUCACGUCGAACUAAAAUUGUCCAUUUUCUGUGCUAGCUUAAACUAAAAAAGAACGAUGUCGAUCCUAACGGGCAGCGCCAAUGCGGUGAAAUAUACGCUGUUUGGAUUUAACUUGAUCUUUUUGAUUACCGGCAUCAUUCUGAUUGCCGUUGGAGCCGGAGUUGGGGCCGUCUACACUGGCUAUGAGCUCUUCCUGGCCGGCAAGUUCUUCUCGAUCCCCACGUUCCUGAUCGUGAUCGGAUCGUUUAUCAUCGUGAUCUCGUUUUUCGGGUGCUGGGGUGCCCUGAAGGAGAACUACUGCCUGGUGCUCAGCUUCUCGAUCAUGCUGGCCAUUAUCUUUAUCCUGGAGCUGGCUGCUGGCAUUAGCGGCUAUGUGCUGCGCAACGACGCCUCCAAGUUGAUCCAAACAUCGCUGACUGCUUCGCUAAAAGAGUAUGGUGGUGACAACCAGAAUGCCACCACUCGACUCUGGGACGAUGUGCAGCGGGAAUUCGACUGCUGUGGAGUGACCUCCUACAGUGACUGGAACGUGACCUUCUCCGACGAUCUGCUGCCCAUCUCCUGCUGCAGCGUUCCCGUGGGCGCAGUGGGCAGCUUCAACUGCUGGGCCAACGUUACCAGCGUCGGCGUACGCCACGAGUACGGCUGCCUCGACGGAUUCUCCAGCUACAUUUCCGCCCACGCGGUCAGCCUGGGAGCAGCGGGCGUGGUCAUCGCCAUAUUGCAGUUCUUCGGAGUCAUCUUUGCUUGCUAUAUCGCGCGUGAGAUCAAAAUACGCAACGGCAUUACUGGCUUUAUGUAAGUCCUAAGGAUCUGGAUUCUGUGCAAUGCGAAACAGGAACUUAGGAAGCCAAGCUCAGCUGCUUACUUUUAAGACUUUAUUAAGCCUACGAAUGUUUUUAGUCCUUUAUUGAAAUUUUCUUCGGCUUGUGUGAAUAAAAAUAUAGUGUUUUGAACAAAAAUUUUACCAA
This is a messenger RNA of Drosophila suzukii, 1067 nucleotides long. It is a transcript of the gene Tsp29Fa, whose product is annotated as Tetraspanin 29Fa. Gene Ontology annotation, cellular component: plasma membrane. Lineage: Eukaryota; Metazoa; Arthropoda; Insecta; Diptera; Drosophilidae. The record is from RefSeq and is a predicted model, not a curated record.